Messenger RNA from Echinops telfairi (small Madagascar hedgehog), 2108 nucleotides. It is a transcript of the gene RNF139, whose product is annotated as ring finger protein 139. The coding region runs from base 16 to 1848 and encodes 610 amino acids. The transcript has 3 exons. Gene Ontology annotation, cellular component: endoplasmic reticulum; endomembrane system. Gene Ontology annotation, molecular function: ubiquitin protein ligase activity; zinc ion binding. Lineage: Eukaryota; Metazoa; Chordata; Mammalia; Afrosoricida; Tenrecidae. Gene Ontology annotation, biological process: ERAD pathway. The record is from RefSeq and is a predicted model, not a curated record.
UAAUUCUCUUCUCCAAUGUCCCAAGGGAUCUUUGUAUCCAGUAUUGUUCUCACCUUGUCACAGCGAUCACUUUUCAAGUUUUACAUGUACAGUUCUGCCUUCCUCCUCGCUGCCACGUCAGUGUUGGUGAAUUACUAUGCUGCUCUGCACAUGGAUUUUUCUGGUGCCUACAACACAUCUGCUUUUGGAGUUGACUUCCUUCCUCUCAAAGGCCCCUCCCUCUGGAUGGCGCUGAUUGUUCUACAGCUAACAUUUGGGAUUGGAUACAUAUCACUGCUCCAAAUCCAUUCCGUCUACUCACAGUUAAUUAUUUUGGAUCUCCUGGUUCCUGUCAUAGGUUUGAUCACAGAGCUCCCAGUACACAUCAGAGAGACGCUAGUUUUUAUUUCUUCCUUGAUUCUCACAUUAAAUACAGUGUUUGUGUUGGCAGUGAAACUGAAGUGGUUUUAUUAUUCCGCACGCUACGUCUUUCUCUUAGUGAGGCACAUGUACCGCAUUUACGGAUUACAAUUACUGGUGGAGGACACGUGGAAGAGAAUUCGCUUCCCGGAUAUACUGCGAGUGUUUUGGCUCACGAGGAUCACAGCGCAGGCGACUGUGCUGAUGUACAUUUUAAGGCUCGCCAAUGACACUGACUCCAUCUUCCUGUCCUGGGAUGAUUUCUGGGACCUUGUGUGCAGUCUGAUCAUCAGUGGCUGCGAUUCCACACUGACUGUACUGGGCAUGAGUGCCGUCAUCUCCCUGGUAGCCCAUUACUUAGGACUGGGGAUACUGGCCUUCAUCGGCUCCACUGAGGAGGACGACAGGCGGCUGGGCUUGGUGGCUCCCGUCUUAUUUUUCAUCUUGGCUCUUCAGACUGGCCUAAGUGGGCUGAGGCCGGAAGAGAGACUUAUUCGCUUAAGCAGAAACAUGUGCCUUUUAUUAACCGCAGUCCUGCACUUCAUCCACGGUAUGACAGACCCCGUGCUGAUGUCGCUCAGUGCCUCACACGUGUCAUCGGUCCGCAGACAUUUCCCGGUGCUGUUCGUCUCUGCUUCCCUGUUUGUUCUUCCUAUUCUACUCAGCUACGUCCUCUGGCAUCACUAUGCACUCAACACAUGGUUGUUUGCAGUUACAGCCUUUUGCGUGGAGCUAUGCCUGAAAGUCAUCGUCUCCCUCACUGUGUACACGUUGUUCAUGAUCGACGGCUACUAUAACGUCCUCUGGGAAAAACUUGAUGAUUAUGUCUACUAUGUUCGUUCAACAGGCAACAUUAUCGAGUUUAUAUUUGGAGUGGUAAUGUUUGGAAAUGGGGCUUAUACCAUGAUGUUUGAGUCGGGAAGUAAAAUUCGGGCUUGUAUGAUGUGCCUACACGCCUAUUUUAACAUCUACUUACAAGCAAAAAAUGGCUGGAGGACAUUUAUGAAUCGUAGGACUGCUGUUAAGAAAAUUAAUUCACUCCCUGAAAUAAAAGGGAGCCGCUUACAAGAAAUAGACGAUGUGUGUGCAAUCUGCUAUCAUGAAUUCACAACGUCUGCCCGGAUCACACCAUGUAACCAUUAUUUCCAUGCACUUUGCCUUCGGAAAUGGUUGUACAUCCAAGACACUUGUCCAAUGUGCCAUCAAAAAGUGUACAUCGAAGAAGAGAUCAAGGACAGCUCAGAGGCAUCUAACAACAAUGGAUUUCUAGUACCCAAUGAAAACCCAGAGGAAGUGAUCCUAGAAGCUGCCGCCGCCGCCGAACCAGACAGGGAACUGAACGCCGCUGACAGUACAGACUGUGAUGAUAGUGUGGAGACAGGACGGGAUGGAGGGAGCCAGCACAUGGGCCCCGCUGCCGAAGAACUGGUGAAUGAUGACACGGACUGAUUAAAAUAGCAGUUACUAAUCAUUGAGGGUUCUACAGGCUGUGAAUCUCGAUAGGAGCGGAUCGUCUUAACUCUCCCACCGAGCUGCAGACCUUGUUGUUAGCAGUUCAGUGUUUACCCAGCAGCACCACCAGGGGACUAAGAAUUCCUUCCAAGAAUAAACGCAAGUAUUUGUUACUGGUAUUUCUUGUUGGUGUCCUUAGGUGCUGUCCAGUUGGUCUCCACUCACAGUGGACCCAUGUGGCACAGCCAAAUGCUGCC